CCGACCUGGUUAAAAAGUGUGUGUCAAAGUAUCGCACUGGUAAGCGAAGGGAAAAACGUUGAGUGUUGCACCCUCGCGCUACCGUUUCAUGUGAAUCGGCCGCGUGAACAGGUGGACGCGAAGCGAGAUCCGCGAAAAGCAAAAUUGGUAGAAGAAAAGGCCCUGCGUGCUAGGAAUAUGAUAAUGAUGAUGAGAGUGUAGGGAGAGUCUCCAAAAGGUUUUUUCUCAUUGAUGACGGGGUUUGAUAUGUUUUCCCCAAGAGAAAGCAGAGUUUGAAGAAGCCGCUUUCUUGUUGCGGUGCUCCAAUUUUUCUGCAGAUGUUUUCUGGUCGUGGUCGACAUGCUGUGUGGAACUCCGCUUACUUUUUUUGCGGAUGCGGAGCUUCGUUGUCGACUACGUCCUCAGCAGGCCUACGCGGGCGUGGCCGACAGACAGUGGAGGACCGCAUCAAGAAGGAGAUAUUUGCUGAGUACCGUCCCGACACGCCGCCUAAUGAGUAAGCGGCCGAUCCGACGGCUCCUCUGGACGUUCACAUUGGAGUGGCUUUGCGUGCCGUGCAGCAGUUGGACCAACUUUCGGGGACCCAGAUUCUGAACGUGUGGCUGCGCGAAAGGUGGACCGACACGCGGCUGAGUUGGAACGCGACCGAGCCGGGCGCUCCGAAGAUGAUGCAGGUCCCCGUCGACGAGAGGUUGAGGAAAACCCCGAUCUGGACGCCGGACCUGUACCUGCUGAACACGGCCGAAAAGCCCAUGAGCGAAAUCGAGAACGGCCUGGCAACGGCGUACCCGGACGGCACGGUCGUGUGGUUACGUCCCGGGAUGUUGACGGCAACCUGCGUGUUCGAUCUCGAGGAUUUUCCGCGCGACAAACAGAGUUGCUUCGUGGAAUUCAGUUCUUGGGUGUACGAUGUGGGCAUGCUGGCCUUAAAGCCGUACGCGGGGACGUGGGAAGCCUCUCUCGACCUGGCCGUGUUGGAUCCCAGCGUGGAGUGGCAUGUCAGCGGGAACUUCGUCAGGCUCAAUCGGGUUCUCUUCGGCUGCUGUCCAAAUUCGUACGAGACCGUCCGUUUUUCCUACAGCGCAGUGCGAAAGUUUGAGUUCUACAAUGCGAUGUUUUUGAAGCCGGCCGUGGGCCUGAUGGCGCUCGGGUUCUUCGCCGUCCUCAUUCCUUUCAUGAUCGGCGAACGGAUUUCCUUCUCCGCUACCAUUCUGCUGUCUUUGGUCGUUUUUCAGUUGAUACUGUCGGAGCACCUCCCCCGUAGCUCGAAGGCCACUUCACUGACGCGCCAGAUCGACAUGAUGAUGACUUUUGCCUGCGUCUACAUCAUCUUCGUAAUUGUGUUGACGGCGUUGCAAGCGGGGACUUUUGCGGAGUACAGGACGUUCUUUGCCGACUUGCGCCGGAAACUUCUUCGCGGUGGUGCUGGGAAGGCUAACGAAGAGCGAGCCUCGCUGGCCUCUCAUUUCGCGCAGGGUACGGCACCGGUCCGCUACGCGAGUGUCAAAAUUUCGCAGCUGGAGCAAGAAACAGAUCGUCUGCGUCUUCUCCUUCGGGACGAAAGCCAAGUUCGUGCAGGUGAAAGCAGAGCAUUCGGAACCACGAGCCACUACAGUGUUUCUGGAGCAAAAAAAGACAGCUGCUCUUUCGCGGCCCCAAAUAAAACUUCCUCGCUUUCGGUGCAAAAUCCGGCAGCGAUCACCCUGCACGUCAACGAUACCGCUCUGCAUGAGACUGAUGCUUCGCGAGCGACUACUGGUAAACAAGAUGUGCCGCCAGCUGGGAUUCUUGCCGACGAGGCUGGGUCGCCAGCGUCGGGCUGCUUCAAGUCAAAUUCACGCAGCGGUCCUAUGCCGAUGCGGAAAUAAACAACACCUUCGGGCAUUCGGACAAUUCAUCUAUGCAACACUCAUACAGUAAACUUUGAAUACCACCUGGACGUCUUUGGCUGUUUGUGUGAUACACGUCACGACCUGCGCCGCCGAUGGCACAUCCUUCUCUUGCGUGUGCUGCAAGUAGCAGAUGCUACAAGUCAUGCAGGUGGUAAAUGGCCAGGAGUGCGAGUGGCGCCAUCUUCGUGUUACCACAUUUCUAAGAUCAUCAGCAGGACCAGCAGCACCGUACGGGUACCGGAAGAGCUCGUCGGACUAACAGUGAGAACUCUGGUGGAAGGUGUUGCAAAUCAAUAAGUGAGUAUCCAUCUCCUGCUGCAGGAACGAAUGGCAAGAAAAGCAGAAGGCGCAGACACCAUAAUUAUACAGAGUUUCAUUUGUUUCUAGUUUCCUGUAUUUCAUCUUCUGUUGAAGCAUUUCCGUAGCAUACCAUAGAUAUGUAUGGAUUUCUGUCGACAUGUUCGUUUUCACUUUCCGCACAGAACACCGCCAUCAGUGAACGAAUAUCCCUCCUCCAAUGCGAAAGAGAAGCGUUAUUAGAGGACCACGUUGAACAGACUACAUUCAUCAACGCGACGAGCACGAGAUGGCUGUAUAUGAAGCAAGUGGGUUGUAGUUCACACGUGUGCUCUCAUUUUUGGCUUUCUGUCUCCAAGAGAAAUGCUGACGUAGAUGAGGUGGAUAUGCAUACUUCUUCGAAAGAGAGGAAGAGCAGCAGUUAUG
This is a messenger RNA of Amoebophrya sp. A120, 2615 nucleotides long. NCBI's taxonomy places the organism in Eukaryota, Dinophyceae, Syndiniales, Amoebophryaceae. The record is from the annotation of a GenBank genome assembly.